AUGGUGAUCGAGAAGCUGAUCGGUACGCCUAUUCGUGUUGAUCGAGCAACAGAGCUAGGUGCCCGGGGGAACUAUGCAAGGGUGUGUGUGGAGGUUGACCUGACGCAACCCUUAUUAUCCCAGUACAAGGUUGAGGGUAAGAAGUACCCGAUGCAAUAUGAAGGGCUGGACAAAAUCUAUGAUGAAUGUGGUAUGUAUGGUAAAAAAGCUUAUAAGUGCUCAUGUAAAGUGAUGAAGGAAGAUAAUGAAGGAUAG
Molecule: messenger RNA, 255 nt
Organism: Linum tenue
Lineage: Eukaryota; Viridiplantae; Streptophyta; Magnoliopsida; Malpighiales; Linaceae
Source: the annotation of a GenBank genome assembly